Messenger RNA from Paramuricea clavata, 903 nucleotides. NCBI's taxonomy places the organism in Eukaryota, Metazoa, Cnidaria, Anthozoa, Malacalcyonacea, Plexauridae. The record is from the annotation of a GenBank genome assembly.
AUGGUGAAACGUGAUGCAACUGUUACUUUCAAAGAAAACAAGUGUGAAAUUUCUCGGAAUUCGAAGAUUUUAGCUGUGGGAGAGAUCCAAGGAAAGUUAUAUGUCUUGAAUAUUGUGAAAGAGCAUGUGAACAUUGCCAAACAACAACCUGAUACAGAUCGGUAUUUGUGGCACUGUAGACUUGGCCAUCUGGGAAUGAACAAUGUGAACAAACUUAUUAACGAAAAUAUGGUAAGUGGAAUGGACGGUGUAAGCAAUACGAAUGAAAAUCAAUUCUGUGAAGCAUGCAUCAAGGGGAAGCAUCAUCGCUGUCCUUAUCCGAAGACUGCUGAUUAUCGUGCUAGUGAACCAUUCGAACUUGUCCAUAGCGACGUCUGUGGUCCAAUGUCUGUACCUUCUCUUGGUGGAUCAAGAUAUUAUGUAAGCUUCAUCGACGACUACUCGCGCUAUACAUUUGUAUAUUUCAUGAAGAACAAGAGCGAAGUCUUGGAAAAGUUCAAAGAGUUCCACACCUAUGCUACGAAUAUCACUGGAAAGCCAAUCAAGGUUCUACGUUCUGAUAACGGAGGAGAGUAUUCAUCGAAAGAAUUCGAAUCUUUCCUGAAGAAGAAUGGUAUCGUUCAUCAAUUAAGCGUACCAUACAACCCAGCGCAGAAUGGUGUAGCGGAAAGAAUGAACCGAACGGUCGUAGAAACAACCCAAUCCAUAUUGUCCCAUGCACAUAUUCCAAACGAAUUCUGGGCUGAAGCAGUCAAUACCUCAGUUUACGUGCGAAAUCGCAGCCCAACGAAAGCUUUAAAUGAUAUCACUCCGUACGAAUGCUUGUUUGAAAAGAAACCUGAUGUGUCCAAUUUACGCGUAUUCGGAUGUAUUACGUACAUGCAUAUCCCUGACAAUCAAUGA